AUAAAAAUGAUAUUAUACUGGUAAAUAGUCCUGCAUCUUCUUCAAAGUCAUUAAAUGGCGGUAAACACAAAUCAGGGAAAUCCAAGAAUUAUAAUGGUUCAACCUCUCAAUCCUUAUCUUCUAAAUCAAGUCCUCAAAUUCCCGCCUCACCUAAUUGUGUCCAACUAUCAUCAUCCUCAAAAUCCUCUAAAAAAUCCACUUCGUCAUCGAAAAUGGUACAGAUCCUCUUGGGUUUCCCCGAUGGGCAUUUAACAUUGGAAGAGGACGUCGACCCAUACCUCACAAAAAUCGGUGGAAUACCAAAUUGGUUGGUCGCGUCAUGUCCGAUUUCGUAUGACUUUAUUAUCUGUGAGAAUUGUGGGAAAGAGAUGUUCUUGUUGUUUCAGGGUUACAUGCCUUUCGAAGAUUCGGCUUAUGACAGG
This is a messenger RNA of Acaulospora colombiana, 422 nucleotides long. The record is from the annotation of a GenBank genome assembly. NCBI's taxonomy places the organism in Eukaryota, Fungi, Glomeromycota, Glomeromycetes, Diversisporales, Acaulosporaceae.